UGUUUAUUUUUGAUGACAUCGGAUUUGUGAACACUGUAAAAAAUACUGGUAAGCUCGUGACUCGCUGCGCUGGUGGAAUUCCUCUUAUUCGCGGUAUUGAGAAAGUGUGCUAACGGUAUUUAUUUGAAGACGCGAAGAAUUGCUGUCAGCGCGUGCAGUAACUUCAGUGUGGUGAAUAAUGGCAGAAGACGAGUGAAAUUUUGUUGAGAAUUUUAGCAUUUUUAAACCGCUAUGUUGUACAAAAAGUGCCGUAAUAGAGCGAAAUUGUGAUCAAGUGAGGCGCAGUGGUAGUUUCGUGGUGAUAACAAGCACCUGGGCUGCUCAGAAGAGAAGUGCGCUGUCGACAGUGGGGCAACAAUGGCCGCGUCCGGAGACUCCUCGAUGGACAACAAUGGGUCAGUGUCGCCCAUUGGCCAGGACUUUGGCUCAUUUGGGGGAUCGGGCAGCAACAAUGCCCGCGAGUAUGAGUCGAUGAAGGAUCAGUUUGACGAGGCAAUGACUGAGAUCUCCAGCCUAAAGCGCCAGUACAUCGACAGCAAGAGACGCUGCGACAGCGCCCAGGAGCGACUGGAGUACUAUCGUGAGCAGUACACGGCGGCGAUGAAUCAGCUGGAGACGGCCGUCCAAGAGAGCAGUUCCUUGCGUUCCAAUUUCACGAAGAGCAACACCGAGAAGAUCAGAUUGGAGCAGAAGGUGCACCACUUGGAGAAGAAACUCGCGCGCAUUAUUGAGUCGAUGAAGCUGGAGAAUGGCAAUAGUCAGACUAUAUGUGCCUUUCUAGAGCAAUACAAUGAGCUGAAGAAGAAGUAUGAGCAGAACAAGGCGGAAUUUGAGAAAUUAUCGAAAGACACAGAGUUGUACAAGAAGAAGUGCGACGAACUCAUUGACGAACACAAUAAUUUGUCAAUUGAGAAGGACGAACUGAAGCACCAACUCUUGAUGGCAAUCAGACAAAUGGAUAGCGUUCAGAGGGAGAGAGACGAGCGAUCGCAACAGCUGAAGCACAAUGAUGAUGUUAUAAAGGGUCUAAAUCAGGUGCUAGAGUCAAAAUGUAUCGAGUUGCGACGCUCCACGGAGCAACGCAAUGCGGCCGAGCAAGAAUUAUCGCUGAUACUGAGUGAGAAGGACACGGUGCUGAAGGAGAAUCAGAAAUUGUCUGAUGAUCUUGUGAUCGUGGUGAAGAAGUCCACGGAAUUGGAGGGUCGCUUUAAGGAAGAGAAGCAGUCGAUGUUGUACGAAAACGAGCGUCUCAAGAGUGACUUGCAGACGUCGCUGCACUAUCGGGAUGAUUUGAUGAAGGAGUGUGAAGAUUUGAGGCAGAAGAUCGAGGAACAGACGCUGAAGGCAGCUUCAGGCAGUGGAGAUCACAUGAAACGCAGUGACUUUAAGCCAACGUCAGAUGAGAGUUGGAACAAGGAGUUGACAGAGGAGAAGGAGAAGAUUGCGCAGGAUCUUGAGGCGGCGAAUCAGGAGAUUGAGAUCCUGCGAAAAUCGCUGGAUAAGGCACGCAAUGAGGUGAUGAAGGCGUCGCAAGACACCGAGUUGGCAAAGAGUCGUCGUGAUUGGGCAAUUACGGAGCGCGAGAAGAUAGUUCAAGAGCGCGACAGUGUUAAGAUUCUGUGCGACGAAUUGCGAAAAGAGCGUGAUACAGCAAUUUCGGAAUUGCUGGCAGCAAUUCGGGAUAGUGAGAAUAUUAAGAAGCAAAAAGAUGAGGCGUGCAGAGAAAUUGAACAGCUACGUGAGCACCUCGAGGCACAGCCGCCGGUCAAUGCCCCGAGUCGUAAUAGUGCGCGCUGGAGCUGCGCCUCCUACGACGUGGAGCCCUUCCGGAAGAUGGACACCGAGAUCGUGGACAUUGACAUCAGUGGAUUGCCCACGGACGGAGAACUGGGCCUUGUGCUUGACGGUGGACGAGAUGACAGUCAGAAUGGAGGAGAGAGUGGCAUCUAUGUGGUGUCUGUGGUGAAGGAUUCCGUGGUGGAUGGAAAAUUGCGACCCAAUGACUGCAUUAUCCAAGUCAACAAUCUCGAUUGCACUUCUGUCUCCCGACGAAUCGUGCUAGAGUCCAUAAGGUCGAGUGCUCCACGAUGUAAAGUAGUGGUGAAGCGACAACUCAUGAAUGCGUCACAUCUCUACACUGCCACGCUGAAUAUAAAGAUGGGCCGAGCGCACGGAUUGAGUCUCGAGGGUGGAAUUUACAUAUCGAAAAUUGAACCUGGAUCCCUCGCAGCUCGCGACAAUAAUUUAGCAAUUGGUGAUCGUAUUAUAAGUAUCAAUAAGAAAGCUCUGGAUGCCACUAAGAGUAUCAGCGAUGCCUUAGUGCUCCUCGAGGAAACACGCAAUGACACUCUGGUGAUUGUGGCUCUCAAGCAAAUUGGUCAGAUGAACUCCAAUAAUCGCGCCCUGAUGUACAAUAAAAUGGUGAAUAUUUGUACACAAACUGACGAACCACCGACGAGACUGAGUGACAAGGGUGGCGUUAAGAGAGGAUCAAUUCCUGUGACAAAUAUGGACUUUCCGUUCAAGCCUGCUGUUGCUCCGGCGGCAAAAUCCACGUCCAAGAUCACGGAUCUGAUCAAAAUGACCUUCCGAGGGAAGAGUCAAAAGAGUCCAGUAGAGACUGAAGAGACCCUGACUCAGGAGAAUGAUGCUAUUCUUCUGCUGGACUCUGUUUUGAACAGUGAAAACACAUCAAAGUCCAGUGUUCUGAAGAGAUCGAAGCGGAAGAAGGAGUCGAAGGAGAGCAAGAGUAUGGGAACAUGGCCAAGGGCCAAUGUGAUAGCUCAUGAAAACAUAAGUGGCACUAUUGUGCAGAACAGGAAGAAGGAGAGACCGGCUCUGACACUCUUCACAGCGACACUUCAGUCGAAGGAUGAGAAGAUGCAUGCCAAUAGUCGCAACAAUGCAGAGGACUAUUUUGAGUCAUAUCCAGCGCCAACGCCAACUACAACCACUGUCAAAUCCUCAGCUGCGAGCAACCCCAAUAGGAAUUCCAAUCCGAUCCCAUAUCAUGUCCAAUCGCCACCGCCAAAUGUUCUGAAUCGUCAUUCUGUCUAUCGCAGCAUCGAGCAGGAGCCUUUGCUGCCGAUGAGCAGUGCCGGCCCAGGACAAAUACUGGGUGGUUCCGGGGGUGUCAAUACAUAUAGCAGACCACUGAAGUAUCUCGAUUUUGAACGCUAUCAACCCCAUAAUCAUCACCAUCCGAACAGAAUGAGCCUCAACUUCACGCCGUCUGAUAACAGUCUUCUAUAUAAUUUGAAUGAAAAGCUGCGCGGUGGGAAUUUGCUGCAGAAUCAACAGCAAGGGCAGCAGAACUCUCUGGACAUCAUUUCGUUGAAGAGUCAAAACUCUAUUGACUCUUUCUUGGCACCCAAGAGUCCGCCGUCUUUGGAUUUGCCAAUGAAGCCACCAAGCCGUGAGGCUGUGGAUUACUAUGCGCUGAAGAAGAUGACAAGGAAUGUGUCCAAAUAUCCAAGCGACAGUGAAAACCUCAGUCCAGACCCGGUGACCAUGAUGGCAGCCGGGAAUACCAGCACAUUGCCAUCAUAUUCUCGCUUUCAAUCCAUCAAUGCGCCGCCAUCUCGCAAUCAGGCUCUCUUUCCAGUGGCACCCAUUCAUCCCCAUCCGCAUCACCAUCAUGGAUACAGGCACGUGAGUCCCCUGACUCUGCCACCUUCUGCCCAUUCAACAGACUCGACAGGUUUGCUUGGUGGCGGGGGAAGCAUCCCGGAAAAGUCAGAGUUUGACAGCUAUAUUCCGACCUAUCAUCACUCCCAUGGCGCGUCUAUUGACUAUCAAUACAAAAAUCGCUUCCACGCGACAAGAGAUCGGGAUGAGAUACAGACGACCUAUUCAUCAGGAUACGAAGGAGGCACAUUUCCGCGCAAGAAGGAGACACCUCGAUUCCGCAUUCCGUCGAAUCCGAGUGUCACGAGCAAGGGAAGUGGCGUGAAGAACAGCACGGGUUCAAUAGAGCAUCAUGGCAGCGAGCGUGGCUCACCGAUGCCGACAUUUCAAGUGGAAGUCCUGAGUCAUGGGUCCAAUCUUAACAAGCGCAACACCAUGACAGACUAUUGCUAUGGGCAGAAGCCAAAUCCUGGCGAUCUUCGACGGGUGACUAUUGACAAGAGCGUCGAGCCUCUGGGGAUAACAAUCCGGUGCAACAACAAUGGUGGUGGCAUCUUCGUGUCCACUGUUACUGAGAACAGUAUUGCCAGCCAAGUGGGUCUCCAGACGGGCGAUCAAUUGCUGGAAGUGUGCGGGCUCAACAUGAGAUCAGCGACUUACGAGUUGGCUGCGAGUGUUCUGCGACAAUGUGGCAACUCCAUGACGAUGCUGGUGCAAUACAAUCCAGACAGUAAGUACGAUACUGACGCUGGACAUAGCACAGAUGAGGAUGAGAGCAUAAGUCACUCGGGAUCAUCAACACCGCGCAAUUCCCCGAGUGUGGCGAGGACGCUUCAAUUGAGAAAUCAAUCUGCAUCGAAGUCUGCCGCAACAACGCAACAAUUGAUGCAACGAGGCAUAUUUCCGCCCACUUCUGCAGUGUCGUCAAUUCAGGGCAAGAAGUCCACAUUCGCAGGACCUGUUGCAAGUCCCACGGUGGAUACGAUGAUAAAGCAACCCACUGUGGCUUCGGGUGGGAAUGUGUAUCAAGAGGAGCCGCGAAUGUUGAUCAUUGAGACGAAGAAGAAGGCUUUGGGCAUUAGUUUUGUGGGUGGAAACAAGACGGGCAUCUUCGUUCAUCGCGUUCAGAGUGAGUCUCUGGGUGACAAUGCAGGGAUUCGCGUCGGUGAUCAGAUAUUGGAGUUCAAUGGAGUGGAUCUCAGGGCAGCUACAGCAGAGCAAGCGUGGUUGGAGAUUGCAAAGUCCGUGGAUAAGGUAUCUGUGGUGGUGCAGCAUAAUAUGCAAAAAUUCAAUCAAAUUGACCCUGAUCAGGAGAGUAUAGAUUCUCUGUACAUAAAGGUAGCCUUUGAUCGCACUGGAGAUGUUGGCGAAUCGGAUUUGCGCUUUGUCAAGGAUGAUGUUCUCUAUGUAGACAAUACCAUGUUUACGGGAAGUCCGGGAUUGUGGCGAGCCUGGACUCUUGAUGAAUAUGGGCAUCGCAUAUCGUGUGGUCUCAUUCCGAGUCAAACCAAGGUUGAAGAGGAGUUGCGAUUGCAUCAAGACACUGCAGAUGCUGAUAACACAUCAAGAAGGAGUACAACAUCAGCCAGACGCUCAUUCUUCCGACGCAAGAAACACCAGAGGAGUUCUUCGAGGGACUCGAAGGAGUUGGCGAGUUUUAGCAACACUCAGUUGAGUUGGUUCUCCGAUUCAGGGAUGCUCAAUGAUGAGACCACUCUCAAUAGCUAUCUUCGCAUGGAAAGAUUGGACUAUCCAUCAUACAGGCCUGUUUUGGUGUUGGGGCCACUGGCUGAGUGUGUGGUUGACAAGCUUCAUACUGACUUUCCGAAGGAGUUCGAGCGGUGCAAAGUGCAGCCGAUGAAUUGCUCUGAAGAGACUCUUGAGAAGAAUUUGCACAACAAUGUGUACAUUGAUUACAGGCGUCGUGGCAACAUUUUCGAGUGCACGACUAUUCAGGCAAUCAAAGAUGUGCGCGAGAAGAAGCGACACUGCAUUUUAGACAUUUGCAUAUCGGCAGUGGAGAGAUUGCAGCGUGUGCAGAUUUAUCCCAUUGUGCUGCUAUUGCGCUUCCGAUCGGCGAAGCAAAUAAAGGAGGUGAAGGAUUCGCGGUAUUCCACGGAUAAGAUUUCCGCCAAGGCGGCAAAGGAAAUGUACGAGCACGCGCUGAAACUGGAAACGGACUAUGGACAUUUCAUAUCUGCUGUAAUUCCUGCGGGUGUAAAUAUUCACCACAUGAGCUCUCAAGUAAAGGCAGCCGUUGAGGAUGAGCAAAAGAAAGUACUUUGGAUUCCCUUUGCCAAUUCGUCGUCGCAGUAGAGUUGUAAGUGUGCCUUUGGAGAAACUUGAAUGCCUAACUAAAAUGUCUUCCACAAAAUCCGUUUUCUAUCUGAUGUAACAUUUUAUACCCAUUUGAUAUGCAAGAAAAUUUUUAAAGGUUUUCAAAAACUCCCUUGAACGCGAGUCAUUUUGCUAACUUUCAAUUCAUAGUGGUUAAGGGGAUUGUUUUCAUUUUAUACUUCAGUAUUUUUUAUAUCAAUCUUUUAUGCUAUUCUACGUAAAGAUAUAUAACUUCGUCGAAGAUUGGACGGAAAAGGGUACCAUUUUAUAUGAAUUGAAUUGAAAUUUAGAAAGAAUUGUAUGAGAUUUUUUUUUUAUUUCUUACAUCUCUAUAAUCAUUUUAUUUACAAUGAAAAUUUGUAAAAUUAGCCUAAAACUACAGCUAAAUAGAUUUGUAAGUCAAAAGGAUGAUUUUAUUUUUAUUAAUACAUAUAUUAAAUGUGUUUCGCAUUACAAAAUAUAUAUUUUCUAUUGAUAUUA
Phlebotomus argentipes is the source of this 6444-nucleotide messenger RNA. RefSeq names its product disks large homolog 5 (gene Dlg5). The transcript is spliced from 10 exons. Gene Ontology annotation, molecular function: protein binding. Bases 358 to 5943 code for a protein of 1861 amino acids. NCBI's taxonomy places the organism in Eukaryota, Metazoa, Arthropoda, Insecta, Diptera, Psychodidae. The record is from RefSeq and is a predicted model, not a curated record.